Molecule: messenger RNA, 3737 nt
Organism: Chanos chanos (milkfish)
Lineage: Eukaryota; Metazoa; Chordata; Actinopteri; Gonorynchiformes; Chanidae
Gene: coq8aa
Product: coenzyme Q8A, genome duplicate a
Exons: 15
Coding region: 97-1965 (622 amino acids)
Biological process (GO): ubiquinone biosynthetic process
Source: RefSeq, a predicted model, not a curated record
GACCUCAUGGUUUUGGAUUCACCAUUUGAAGGAGAAGGCUGUGCGCAAAAAGGAGCCGUACGAUUGCAAACCUUGGCGGUGUGAAGGAGAGGUAUCAUGGCAGGGGACAUGCUCUUGUUGAUGAGGGGCUUGGCGAAGCUGAGUCAGGCCGUCAUUGAGACCCAGGCGAGCGCGCUGCGUGGGGGAGGAGCCCAGGCCGUGGCCCAGAGCAUGCAGAUGACUGCAGAGCAGGGCAUGGGUGUGGCCCUGCAGAAGAUCCAGGAGUUCAGCGGUCAGGAACAGAAUGUGUCAGACUUCAGCACAGACAUGGACUCACAGUACGACUUCUCAGGCUCGGAGGAGCACCAUAAAAGUGCUGAAUUUGGAGGUUUGGACAGUGCCACCCUCAGGGACUCUAGUGCGGGUGAGACCGACCCAUACAGCCAAGGGCCAGGCAAAUCUAAACUGUUUGAGGGCUACAAGGACCCUAGUAAACAGUUUACAAGACAGUACAGGUCAUACCAUCAGGACCACUCCUCUGUGGGUGGGCUCACAGCAGAGGACAUUGAAAAGGCCCGGGACGCCAAAAGACCCACCUCUAAACCACACAAACAAAUGCUUAGCGAAAGAGCACGGGAGAGGAAAGUGCCUGUCACGAGACUGGGAAGACUAGCCAAUUUUGGAGGUCUUGCUGUAGGUCUGGGCAUCGGCGCUCUGGCAGAAGUGGCAAAGAAAAGUCUGAGAUCAGAGGAGAAAAAUGGGGAUAAGAAGGCUGUACUGGACUCCAGUCCGUUCCUGUCGGAGGCCAAUGCAGAGCGCAUCGUCAGGACGCUGUGUAAAGUGAGAGGAGCUGCUCUCAAACUGGGACAGAUGCUCAGUAUUCAGGAUGAUGCCUUCAUCAACCCCCAGCUGGCCAAGAUCUUUGAGCGUGUACGGCAGAGCGCAGACUUCAUGCCAAUCAAACAGAUGACGAAAGCCCUGAAUAAUGACCUGGGCCCAAACUGGAGGGACAAGCUGGAGAUGUUUGAGGAGAGGCCGUUUGCGGCCGCGUCCAUUGGCCAGGUGCAUCUGGCCAGAAUGAAGGACGGCAGAGAGGUAGCCAUGAAGAUCCAGUACCCUGGAGUAGCACAGAGCAUCAACAGUGACGUGAACAACCUCAUGGCUGUUCUCAGCAUGAGCAACGCGCUGCCUGAAGGGCUGUUCCCCGAGCACUUGAUUGAUGUGAUGCGGCGUGAGUUGGCCCUGGAGUGUGAUUAUAUAAGGGAGGCCCAGUGUGCCCGAAAAUUCAAGCAGCUGUUGAAAGACCACCCUUUCUUCUACGUGCCCGACGUGAUUGAGGAGCUGAGCAGCCGGCAUGUGCUCACCACAGAGCUGGUUCCUGGUUUUCCACUGGACCAAGCUGAGGGACUGACACAAGACCUUAAGAACGAGAUCUGUGAGAACAUUCUGGUGCUGUGCUUGAGAGAGCUCUUUGAGUUCAGGUACAUGCAGACAGAUCCCAACUGGUCCAACUUUUUCUACGACCCACAGGCACACAGGGUAGCUUUGUUGGACUUUGGCGCAACGAGAGGCUUCGAUCAGAGUUUCACAGAUGUCUAUAUUGAGAUAAUCAAGGCUGCCGUAGAUGGCAACAGAGAGGGAGUGCUAAAGAGAUCCAUCGAUAUGAAGUUCCUCACAGGUUAUGAGUCUAAGGCCAUGGAGAAUGCCCAUGUGGAUGCUGUGAUGAUCCUGGGUGAGGCCUUUGCCUCUAAGGAGCCGUUUGACUUUGGCUCUCAGAGCACAACUGAGCGUAUUCAUAACCUUAUCCCCGUGAUGCUGAAACAGCGCCUCACCCCACCCCCCGAGGAAACCUAUUCCCUCCACCGCAAGAUGGGCGGCUCGUUCCUCAUCUGCUCACGCCUCGAUGCCAAGCUUUGUUGCCAUGACAUGUUUCAGGCGACCUACAGAAAGUACUGGAGCAAUCGCCAGAAAGGACCAAGCCAGUGAAGAUGCCCACCCGGUCCAGUCACAACAAUGAGGGGGCGGGGCUAAGCAUAGAGGACACUGUGACAGGCAGACUGGCCCAACCAACAGUUCAGUUGGGAAAUUGAAUGUACAAUGGACGGCACUUUUUUUCCUACGCUCUCUAUUUCUCUCUCUCUCUCUUUUUGCCCCACCCCAGAUAUAUAUAUAUACACUUUUUGGUUUGUUUCUUUGUUUUUCAUUUGUGUGUGUUAAUGGGAUACAUAAUUACGGCCAUGCAAGUAUAUACCCUCAGACCUAACAAUCUGUCGUAUAAGUGUGUUUGUGGUUCUGGCCUAAUUGUGACAUGCACUAUUGUCCUUGAGAAUCGAAUGUAAUGGUACACGAUACUAAACUAAGAGAGUAGGGUCACCUGUGAAGGUUUGAAUUACUAUUUAAGAGGCUUCAGCGCCGCAUGGAAAGUAAAACAUGAAAGAAAUGAAUGAAAACCAUUUAUCCAGAGAAGCUAGCCAAAUUUUUGUCUUUUUGUCCUAUUAACAACAGUCUUCGAAAAGUAUCAGGACAACUAAAAAGCCCUUCAAAUGCAUAUGCAUGUGUUUGAUCACUUGUUUGCUUACUUUAUUUCCUUUAGUCUCACAUUGUAUUAAUGAAUAGCGCACAAAUUAUGCAGGCCUGGGUGAAAGAUGAGUCCUGCUGAGGGGAGAAGUAAGAAUUGAAACCAGUUUUCUUUCCACCUGUUUCCAUUGAAGGAUGGUCCAAAAAUGAGCAAUAUCAGCAGACACUGUGUCGAGACGAAAAACGUCCUCUUGCCUUUAUCAGUUAUACCGUUGAGAAUCGGAGUUUGCGGGUGAUCAUGUCGUUGGCUCCCUGUCUGGUGCUUACCUUCCCAAAAUCGUCACAAAUGGGCAUAAACAAUGAAUGAGCACUGAAAAAUAGCAUUGGUGUGGAUGCUAGAUACAUCUGCAUUCUCUGCAUUUUCUAGCUCUCGAAAACCGUAUCAUAGCGAGUAUCAAAAAUCCUACUUAUUUGUUGUUUUUUCUUUUAGUUUUGUCAGAAAUUUUGAAAUCCAGGUUGUUGUUGUUAUUAUAGUAUGGAAAGAUGGUUGCUGUAUGACACCUGAAUAUAUCGAUGUAUUAAAAUGUGCCUACUGUUAUCAUUCAAGGUUUAAAAAAAAGUAUAUUCUUAGGCACAAUAACAUGAGAUCAGAGCUUUUCUUGGGGGGUGGGGGGUAGCAAUAUGGCUUUUAUUAUGAAAUUUAAUUCUUACUGAGAGUUGUGAUAAAUGAUUUAAAAUGAUUAAAUCUUUCAAUCAAAAGCACCUCGUCUCAUGGCAUAGUAAACACAGUGUUUAUUUCUGCUUCAGCCUGUCAAAUUGUAACUGCACAUGAAUGAAAGAGCUUCACUAUUUUCAGCAAAAGCUGUAACAGCACAGAUUUAAAUUGAGACCACUAAUGCAUCACUGCCCUUGACAUUGACAGAAUGGACUGUUCCAGAAGCGUGCCGUUUCUUUUUGGUUCAUCUUCAUCCUGUAGUCAUACAUGAUUCUUUUUCCUUCACCAUGUUGAAAGUUUAAUGAAACUGGGGUAAAUGUGAACUUAAUACAUAAUUGCUUUAUUGUUAGUAAUGUGUAACUGUGUAACUUUAAUCUGACUGAUGACAAAUAUGUCUUGUUCAGAGGAAAAUGUCUCAAAUGUAUUGGCUCAAAGCUGUCUUUAGCUGAGUAAUAGCUUGUUCAUUUGCUCCACAUUGGAAUACACCACCUCUUGAUUCAUGAAACAAUAUAUUCACACUUUGCAC